AUGCAUACUAAGGUCCCUGUUCGAGUUGAUGGAAGAUUUAGGUUGGGAGACAUUUUGGGAUCUGGUUCAUAUGCUGUUGUGUAUCGUGCACGGAACAUCAUCAAGGAGGAUGCAGUUGCCAUCAAGCUUGAACCCAUCAGCCACUCAUCUUCCGUGCAACGCGAAUACAAAGUUUUGAAACACCUUGAAGGUGGUGUUGGUAUUCCCCGCGUCCAUUGGUUUGGUAGGGAGUCGACAUAUCACGCUCUGGUUCUCAACCUCCUUGGGCCAUCACUACAUGACCUAUUCCUUACCCACAACAACAAAUUCAGCCUUGAAACUGUUGUGAAUCUGGGAGACCAGCUGGUCAGUUGA
This is a messenger RNA of Suillus plorans, 354 nucleotides long. Its product is annotated as kinase-like domain-containing protein. The transcript is spliced from 2 exons. Gene Ontology annotation, molecular function: ATP binding; protein serine/threonine kinase activity. The record is from RefSeq and is a predicted model, not a curated record. Gene Ontology annotation, biological process: signal transduction; peptidyl-serine phosphorylation. Gene Ontology annotation, cellular component: nucleus; cytoplasm. Bases 1 to 354 code for a protein of 117 amino acids. Lineage: Eukaryota; Fungi; Basidiomycota; Agaricomycetes; Boletales; Suillaceae.